Messenger RNA from Suillus subaureus, 894 nucleotides. Its product is annotated as hemolysin-III related-domain-containing protein. The record is from RefSeq and is a predicted model, not a curated record. Gene Ontology annotation, molecular function: signaling receptor activity. Gene Ontology annotation, cellular component: membrane. The transcript has 7 exons. Lineage: Eukaryota; Fungi; Basidiomycota; Agaricomycetes; Boletales; Suillaceae. The coding region runs from base 1 to 894 and encodes 297 amino acids.
AUGUCGGAGCUCAAGGCACGCAAACGCAACCUCAGCAAUCAGAAUGGACCUAGACACCACGUUUUGCAAACUGGUCCUAACAAGCAACGGAUGACGCUUUCUUGGCACGAAAUACCAGAAUGGCAGAGGGAUAACGAGUACAUUUUAACGGGCUACAGACGAGUGCAGAACUGCUGGUCAGGUUGCAUUGCAUCUAUCUACAGUUAUCCUCAUAACGAAACUGUGAACAUCCUCAGCCAUCUAGCUGGCGCUGUGGUUUUCCUCUGGAUCCUGAUGACAUUCCGCGGGCAAUAUAUCUUGGCGUAUAGCACUACCACCUGGCUGGAUACUUCCGUCUUUGCUAUAUUUCUACUCUCUGCAGUGUUCUGCCUUACUGCGAGUGCCAUGUUCCACUACUGCCACUUGCCAUUCGGCACAGUCCUCACCGUCGGAUCUUUUGUACCAUGCCUUUAUUACGGAUUCUAUUGUGAACCGGCCUUACAAGCCUGUUAUCUAUGUUCCAUCGCACUAGUUGGCGCAGGAGCGGCAUAUAUCGUUCUCAACCCUGAAUAUGCAAAACCAACACACCGAGGUGCACGUACCUGUGUUUUCAUUGGUCUCGGAUUGUCCGCAAUGGUCCCAGUAGCUCACUUAUUGGUAUCGCAUGGAACAUUCAAGCUAUUUUCCGAGAUGGGUUUUGGUUGGCUGCUCGCAUCAGGCGGUCUAUACAUCACGGGCGCGUUGAUUUACGCUAAUCGCAUACCGGAACGUCUGGCUCCAGGGAAAUUCGACUUACUCUUCGCAUCACAUCAGAUAUUUCACUUCUGUGUGGUCCUGGCCGCUUUGGCUCACUGGAUGUGUGUAUUGACUGCCUUCGAUCAUUGGCAUUCUGGCUUGGAUGGAUGGAAAUUGUGA